Messenger RNA from Aspergillus luchuensis, 342 nucleotides. RefSeq lists its product as uncharacterized. The transcript has a single exon. Bases 1 to 342 code for a protein of 113 amino acids. Lineage: Eukaryota; Fungi; Ascomycota; Eurotiomycetes; Eurotiales; Aspergillaceae. The record is from RefSeq and is a predicted model, not a curated record.
AUGUACAGACAGUCGGCCCGUUCAAAAUGCUCUUUGUCAUCUGCUGUCACUGCGGCCAUUGGCACGAUCUGCCAUCGAGAAUGCGUGCGAAACUCACUUCGCCGAGCACAUCUUCAGUCGCCAAAGAGCAUAAGCUCUCCACUGACAAGGGUGAACCACGUGCUGGCCAAGAAUGUAUCGAUUCUAAAAUACGCAAAAAUAGUUCUUCAGGACAGUGUGUCGAUUCAUCAAGUACCGAAUCUCCUGCCUCUGCCGCAAGGUCUCAAUCUCCGACUACGGUGCAGUGCUGCUGGUGUAAUCAUCGCAUGGAUAGGUCAUGUUGCCAAGGAUGGACAACCAUAA